This is a messenger RNA of Cladocopium goreaui, 540 nucleotides long. Lineage: Eukaryota; Dinophyceae; Suessiales; Symbiodiniaceae. The record is from the annotation of a GenBank genome assembly.
AUGGCAGUCCUUCCAGUGGUGCCACUUCUGGGUACCUAUAGGGAUGCUUGCAGCUGUGAAUGUUGCAAAGGACUUGGCUGCUCGCCAAAGCUGGCUCUUUUCAUUGUGGCCUGGACUGCCUAUGGCUUCAGUACGCUUUGGGUGGUUCCCUCAGUGGCAGAGGAUGCUGGAGAUGUUGGCGGAAAGGUCUUCUUUCUAAUCACUCAGGGCCUGGCAAUCGCGUCCAUGGCUGCCUCUCGGAGGCUCGCUGAACUCGCCGAGGUGAGAGCCAGCGAAAGCAACUACAGAAUGGCGGAGUUCGGCUGCACAGGUGCUGAAAUGGUUGGAGCGACCGUGGGAACCACCGUGGGUUCUCCUGUGAUGGUUGGGCCGGCCAUGAACGAACUUCAGUCCACGGUGGAACGAUUGGACCAGCAGGUCCAAGAGUUGAACCGGAGACAGGCAAUGAUGGAGAAGGAAUUGGCCUCUCGCAAAGAAGCUCCUCGAGAUCUGAUGCAGACAGAUCCCAUCGGACAGGACAAUACGCAGGAGCUACUGUAA